AUGUUAGGGUCCAACAUUAGUGCUGCCUCCUUUUUGCUGACUGGCUUCCCAGGUCUAGAAGCAGCACAUCGCUGGAUCUCCAUCCCUUUCUUUGCAGUCUACGUCUCUGUGCUUCUUGGCAAUGGUACUCUCGUCUACCUUAUCAAGGACGACCACAGUCUCCAUGAACCCAUGUACUAUUUCCUUGCCCUGCUGGCAGGCACAGAUCUGAUGGUGACACUGACUACGAUGCCAACUGUAAUGGGAGUGUUAUGGGUGAAUCGACGGGAGAUAAGCUAUGGAGCCUGCUUCCUGCAGGCCUACUUUAUUCACUCCCUUUCCAUUGUGGAAUCGGGUGUCUUGCUGGCCAUGGCCUAUGACCGUAUCAUUGCCAUCAGCACCCCUCUGAGGUACAACUCCAUUCUUACCAAUUCCCAGGUGAUGAAGGUAGGACUGGGGGCACUGCUGAGGGGCUUUGUGUCCAUUGUGCCCCCAAUUGUGCCCCUCUAUUGGUUCCCGUAUUGCCAUUCCCAUGUUCUUUCUCAUGCUUUUUGCCUCCACCAAGAUGUCAUGAAACUCGCCUGUGCUGAUAUUACAUUUAAUCGUGUAUACCCGGUUAUUCUGGCUGCUCUGACUUUCUUCCUGGAUGCUCUGAUUAUCCUCUUUUCUCAUGUCCUAAUCCUUAAGACAGUUAGGGGUAUCACCUCUGGAGAGGAGCGAGCUAAGGCCCUCAACACUUGUGUCUCCCACAUUAGCUGUGUUCUGGUCUUUUACAUCAUGGUGAUUGGCCUGACUUUCAUCCACAGGUUUGGGAAACAUGCUCCACGUGUGGUCCACGUGACCAUGAGCUAUGUCUACUUUCUCUUUCCUCCAUUCAUGAACCCCAUUAUAUACAGCAUCAAGACCCAGCAAAUUCAGAGAGGCAUCAUUCGCCUAUUUUCUGGGCACAGUAGGGCUUGA
Molecule: messenger RNA, 939 nt
Organism: Manis pentadactyla (Chinese pangolin)
Lineage: Eukaryota; Metazoa; Chordata; Mammalia; Pholidota; Manidae
Product: olfactory receptor 51B2-like
Exons: 1
Coding region: 1-939 (312 amino acids)
Biological process (GO): G protein-coupled receptor signaling pathway
Cellular component (GO): membrane
Molecular function (GO): olfactory receptor activity; G protein-coupled receptor activity
Source: RefSeq, a predicted model, not a curated record